Herpailurus yagouaroundi (jaguarundi) is the source of this 2442-nucleotide messenger RNA. It is a transcript of the gene NAA60, whose product is annotated as N-alpha-acetyltransferase 60, NatF catalytic subunit. Gene Ontology annotation, molecular function: histone acetyltransferase activity; protein-N-terminal amino-acid acetyltransferase activity. The transcript is spliced from 7 exons. Gene Ontology annotation, biological process: N-terminal peptidyl-methionine acetylation. The coding region runs from base 168 to 896 and encodes 242 amino acids. Gene Ontology annotation, cellular component: Golgi membrane. NCBI's taxonomy places the organism in Eukaryota, Metazoa, Chordata, Mammalia, Carnivora, Felidae. The record is from RefSeq and is a predicted model, not a curated record.
AGGCGGAAGUGCCGCGGGCCGCCGCCUCCGUCCGGGCUUGCGGCCCCUGCCGGUUACAUAACUCGUUGCGGGCUUCGCGCGGCCUCACUUUUCGGCUGCCUGUGACCCCAGGAUGCGCUGAGCCCCACGACGGCGUCCGCUGCCGCCGGCUCCUGCCAGAGGUGUGAAUGACAGAGGUGGUGCCGUCCAGCGCCCUCAGCGAGGUCAGCCUGCGCCUCCUCUGCCACGAUGACAUAGACACCGUGAAGCAUCUGUGCGGCGACUGGUUCCCCAUCGAGUACCCAGACUCAUGGUAUCGUGAUAUCACCUCCAAUAAGAAGUUCUUUUCCCUCGCCGCCACCUACCGGGGCGCCAUCGUGGGAAUGAUAGUAGCUGAAAUAAAAAGUAGGACCAAGAUACACAAGGAGGAUGGAGAUAUUCUAGCCUCCACCUUCUCUGUUGACACACAGGUCGCAUACAUUCUGAGUCUGGGAGUGGUCAAGGAGUUCAGGAAGCACGGCAUCGGUUCCCUCUUACUCGAGAGUUUAAAGGAUCACAUAUCAACCACCGCCCAGGACCACUGCAAAGCCAUCUACCUGCACGUCCUCACCACCAACAACACAGCAAUAAACUUCUACGAAAACAGAGACUUUAAGCAGCAUCACUAUCUCCCCUAUUACUACUCCAUCCGAGGGGUCCUCAAAGAUGGCUUCACCUACGUCCUCUACAUCAAUGGUGGCCACCCUCCCUGGACAAUCCUGGACUACAUUCAGCACCUGGGCUCCGCUCUAGCGAACCUCAGCCCCUGCUCCAUCCCGCACAGGCUCUACCGCCAGGCCCACAGCCUGCUCUGCAGCUUCCUGCCGUGGUCCAGCAUCUCCACCAAGGGUGGCCUCGAGUAUAGCCGGACCAUGUGACGCCGGCUGGGCGGCCUCCGCCAGGCCCCACCCUUCGGCACCCCGCAGAACCCGCCUUCCUGGCCGUCCGACUUCCGUCCUCUGCAACAGAGCUGGUGGCUGCUCGCCGGGCCCGUCGGCCUGCCCCAGCUGCAGGCCCGGUGCUACGCGGGCUCGGACCAGAGCGUCGUGGGGCAUGCCUGGUCUCGGACAGGCUUUUCCAGUCCUCCUUUCUUUUCUGGUAACCUGUGGAAACCGCCGCCUCUGCCUGUGUCCUGGUCCUGCCCCCAUGAGCGUGCACCGGCCCCGCUGGCCAGGUGAGGUGCGGCAGCAUCCAUUGUGGUCUGUUCCUUCCACUGCUCCCUUCCCCUCCGAUGCCCAUUCCUUCCAGUUCCUUCCUCCAGAGCCGGAAUGAACUAAUGGACGGCAGGAACCCAAGUGUUGUGGACAGACUUGACCCUGAAGACAGAGGAGCCUCAGAACAACGAGGGCGUGAGAUAAAGGGAGUGCCAGACCCUUGUCCAACACCGGCUCCCAGAAACCCGGGGUACGGGGAGCAGCCCCUGCCUGUCCAUGGAGGGCUGGCUCACGGUGGGCGGGGCCAGGGAGGCUUUUCCCCCAGGCACAGAGCUCUGGGGCUUGGACCCUGACACGAGAGGUCAGAUAAUGCAACAAUUCCCCACUGCUCAGCUGGGAGGUCAGGCCCUCUGGCAGCAUCCUGCGGGGGGCUUCAUACUGUCGCGGAGGGCACGGGGCUGCCCCAGGGAGCUGGGCUGAGGACAGGUGCCAGGGAGGUUCCUGGGGGGUCUUCUCCCCAGUCCCCCAAGUCCACCAGCUGCAGCUCCGAAAGGAUGUCUGUCGAAAGGGACCUGGCCUUCGGGGCUGGGGGUUGUCGUGUGCCUUGUGGUCCCUCAGCCCCUGGGGGCAGCGACAGGAGAGGCUAUCAGCGCCAGGAGGUGCGCGCAAACAUCACUUGCUUCUGGUGUCACUCUCACCCCCGUUCCCCAAAGCUGCUUGCUCCCCAAAGCUCCUCUCCAGAGGAGAGGGGGUAGCAGGGCCAGGCUCGGUGUGGCCGCAGCGUGCCGGCCUGAGAGGAGAAUGAGGAACAGCCAGGCCGGGGGGCCUCCGGGGCAGUCACGCUUCCUUCCCUCAGAACUGCACAGUCUGGGACCACCUCCACUCAUGAGGUAGGAGAGAGGGAUCCUCGAGACGAGGAGAAGCCCUAGGCAGGAGACACGCUCUCCCCCCUCCCCCACCUCGUGACUGGUGGUGCCUCUCGGGGUGAGAUUCCCCCGCCUGUGCACUGACCUUGGCUUCAUGCUGAGGCCCAGUUUAGUGUCCUCUCUAAUCUGAACCAACGGUGAUCGUAUGAUUUUUAUUUCUGCCCCGAGGGGUAAGGGCAGAGUCUUCUGGAAGGUUUUGCCUUGGACUUUCAUAAUUGAGCUCAGAGGCCUUGCCCUGCCCCCUCCCUCCCUGCCCCCAAUCACUGCAGUGUCCAGCCCAGUGUUGAACAGAUUGUAGUGUUUUGUCUCAUUACAAACAAAUAAACAGACUUUAAUUGGUCACA